Messenger RNA from Myxocyprinus asiaticus (Chinese sucker), 2446 nucleotides. RefSeq names its product voltage-dependent anion-selective channel protein 2-like. Bases 152 to 1003 code for a protein of 283 amino acids. NCBI's taxonomy places the organism in Eukaryota, Metazoa, Chordata, Actinopteri, Cypriniformes, Catostomidae. Gene Ontology annotation, biological process: monoatomic anion transmembrane transport. The record is from RefSeq and is a predicted model, not a curated record. Gene Ontology annotation, molecular function: voltage-gated monoatomic anion channel activity. The transcript is spliced from 10 exons. Gene Ontology annotation, cellular component: mitochondrial outer membrane.
CGCUGCUGCGUUAACAUUAGCGCUGUGCUCGUACUACACCGGUGUCCCGCGGUCCGGUUCUGCUGCAGUGACCCGAACUGACCCACAUCAUCAGUUGCUUAGUAAAGGAACAGCACACCUCUCCUCAACAAGCCGCUUGAUUUGAGAUAAAAUGGCUGUUCCUCCAGCAUACGCGGACCUUGGAAAGGCUGCGAAGGAUGUUUUCAAUAAGGGCUACGGUUUUGGAAUGGUGAAACUCGACGUCAAAACCAAGUCUGCAAAUGGAGUGGAGUUCAAAACGUGUGGCUCAUCGAACAUGGACACAAACAAGGUCGGUGGGAACCUGGAGACCAAGUACAAGUGGGCCGAAUACGGACUGACGUUCACUGAGAAGUGGAACACGGACAACACGCUCGGCACGGAGAUCACUGUGGAAGACCAGAUCACUAAAGGACUGAAGCUGACCUUUGACACGACCUUCUCACCGAACACUGGCAAGAAGAGUGGCAAAGUUAAGACGGCCUAUAAGCGUGAAUAUGUAAACGUGGGCUGUGAUGUGGAUUUUGACUUUGCCGGUCCUGCGAUUCACGGAGCCGCUGUGGUGGGAUACGAGGGCUGGCUCGCCGGCUACCAGAUGACCUUUGACUCCGCCAAGUCCAAAAUGACCCACAGCAACUUUGCAAUCGGAUACAAGACCGGUGAUUUCCAACUGCACACGAAUGUAAACGAUGGCACAGAGUUUGGCGGCUCUAUUUAUCAGAAGGUGAAUGAUACCCUGGAGACGGCGGUGAAUCUGGCCUGGACCACCGGCAGUAACAGCACACGCUUCGGCAUCGCUGCCAAAUACAUGCUGGACUCCAGCGCGUCUGUCAGUGCUAAAGUGAAUAAUGCCAGCCUGGUUGGAAUUGGCUACACUCAGACAUUAAGACCAGGAGUGAAGCUGACUCUAUCUGCCCUGGUGGAUGGAAAGAGCAUCAACGCUGGAGGCCAUAAACUGGGUCUGGGACUCGAGCUGGAGGCGUAACACCCAACCCAUCCCAUUCGCCAGCAGACGUCUGCCAUUGUGUAUUUCUGGCUCACGGGAAAUAUCUGGAUAGGGAAGCUUGUGAUAUCCAGACAUGCAUCUGUUUGCUGAUAGAUCACAGUCACUCCUUCAGUUUAAACUGAAUGCUGAAGCCAAAUCUAAACAUUGUGUGAUGUCUUAUAUAUUUGCUGUAUACUAUCCUGAAAUACAUCUCUCCCCAAACCAAAGCUUCCAAUCUGUAAUGGCUUUCUUAACAUUAUCAUCCUGUUCAUUGUGAGAGGAGAUGAGCAUGAUGUUUUGAGUGUUUAAAGGGACAGUUCGUUCAAAAGUGAAAAUUCGGUCAUUAUAUACUCUCCCUCAUGUCGUUCCAAAUAAGAAUCUUUACGCAGCUGCUUUCCGUAAAACGACAGUUCAUUGUGACCACAAUUGUUAAGAAGAAAAAGCACCAUAAAAGUAGUCCAUAUGUCUUGUGCACCAAAUAUUUAAAGUCUUCUGUAGUCAUACAGUAGCUAUGUGUGGGGAACAGACUGAAAUUUUAGUCUUUAUUCAAUGAAAACCUUUACCUCCACCACAGCUCUCAAAUAUACAGAUCCCAUUUCCCCUGCAAUACCUUUAUCCAUCCCGAAAUUACAAAAAUCAACCAUGGUAACCUAUGGUAUUUGUAGUAAAACCAUAGUAAUAAUACAGGUAAUCCAAAACUAUGGUAAUAAAAUUAUUAUUCUGCCAAAAAAAAAAAAAAAAAAAGUGGUACCUACAGACCACUAAUUAACCAUGGUGUUAUUAUAGUAAAUCUAUAGUUACUGCAUUAAAACCAUGGUUAAUGUUCAUAAGGGAUGAACAAAGGUAAUGUGAAGGAAUGCAAAACUAUUGUGAGGGAAAGCAAAAAAAAUAUCACGAUUAGAUGAAAUAAGUCUCAUGAAUGUCCUGCGGUUCUCGCAAUAUUCGUUCUCAUGGAACCGAACACGACACAACAGUUCAAAUAUCUAUAAUCCUUGGAAAAAGGUGCGUAAAGAUUCUUAAAACAUUCUCCUUUUGUGAUCCAAAGAAAACAAAUGACUGCGUACGGGUUUGGAAUAACAUGAGAGUGAAUAAAUAAUGACAGAAUUUAUAAUUGAUUGUUGAAAUGUUCCUUGAAUAUUGAUUUGAAUGGACAAUCAAUCUUCUCCUGCUUUAGAGAUUACCAGCACCUUGGAAAAUCUGCACAUGAAAGUGUUUUAUUCCUGCUGCAUUUGUGUGUUGAUUUCUGGUGUGGCCGUUGGUGUUAGUCAGCUUUAUCGUGAUGUUAAAGCGGGUUCUCUCAGUGUGAGAUGUUUGGAGAUCCUAAACUGUGUCUUGUCUGUACACAAGAAGACCCGAAACACUCGAAUAGAUGUGUAUGAGGGCGACGUAAACCGCGCAAGCACUCUUGUGUGUCAACCUUUGCAAUAAAGUCUUUAAACUGGA